CGACACAUCCUCGAGGGUCAUGAUGAGCGGGUCAAAGCGCGCUCGACCCUCCAUUCGCACCCUCUUACCCUGACCAUCGCUAUCAAAAGACGAGCUGCUACCUCUCAUAAUCUCCCGCCUCAAUCUUCCCCACCUCUCAUCUCCAGCCGCACCUGCCGGCGUCGGCGCCGCUACAAGAUGACCGCCGCGCCUCAUUUCGCACGAGGCGUCUUAGAUCUCCGGGAUCAAGAUACCGUCAGCGCAGGCUCAGCAUCUUUCACUCUCAACACUCACACCAUGUCGCGCAGUUUUGACGUCCAUGCAAGUGAUGGGCUGAGACGGUCAGUGUUGAUACGCAACGCCAUGCUCAUCACGGAGCAGCCGCAAGAAGCGCAGCCGCCUACAACUAUUACGUGCGACGAUUAUCAAUUUGAGGAGGAGCAAGUCUGCUCGUCAGGGCCAUGUACCGAGUCAGAGUGGUUCGACGAUCUGCUGGAGGAGCUUGAAGGUGGCGGCUCGGCAGACGCCGGCGUGCAAUCGCAGACUUCAGAUGUGCUACCAGACCAAGAUCCCUGCGUCGAGCUCGACGUGCCGGAGCAUGAAGUCUAUGCUGAUCCGUACUCACACGAUCACUGCCACAGCGACAACUCCCUUUCCAGCAGCGAAGAGCUACCGGCGCUUGUCCUUGACAACGACGAAGAUGAGGAGACCGACUGCGAGGACGACGGCGAAGUCUAUCAGCAAUUUCUUGACGGCAAUCGUAAUACCAUGGAGAACCUCGCAGCGGCCGAGAGGGCGAGGCUUGCGCUUGAUGAUGACAAGAAAGGGCAUGGCUACGAUGCUUGCAUCUCGACCCGCCCAUGGUCGUCAAGUAACGAAAGCGACAAGCCGAGCUUUCACCAUGAUCGCGUCGAGCACUGCAUUUUGGACGGGUCGAGCCGGCGCCGCAUUCUCUGGCACCACCUUCCGCAACACCUCUGGCAACCCUUGGCGCCAUGCGCAGAUGAGUCAAGCGCCUAUUCUGCAGCGCUGGGUAGCAAUGACAUCGUCCGCUCGUGGGAGCGGACUCGGAGGGAUGGCCUGCCCUUUUAAGAUGCCAGAUGUCUCUCGAUAGACCCUUAAUGUUUUGUCGCCCUCUUCUGUAAAAUAGCCUCGCGUCACCCUCUCUCAUUCAGUCUUGCCCCUUGCCAUAAUACCCAAUGCUCGAUUCUCAUCGCCGAUGCCUCCGCACCGAUGCAUCACACCUUCUCAUCAUCUGUGACCGUCUCUACUCUACAUUGCGCCGGGCUCGCUGCCUCGGCGGAGACCCUAGCGGGAUAGUGCGAGUAGCUUUAUUGCCCUCCUCCAUCCAGGCUUACCAGGUUCAGCCAUGAUACCACCUAAGUGGAGCCGUUGCUGGUCAAAGGCAACUACGGAGCUGCAGCUGACUUGUGCGGCCGCCGGCGGCCCUCCCUGAAUCGCGGCGUCGAAG
Messenger RNA from Jaminaea rosea, 1450 nucleotides. RefSeq lists its product as hypothetical. Lineage: Eukaryota; Fungi; Basidiomycota; Exobasidiomycetes; Microstromatales. The record is from RefSeq and is a predicted model, not a curated record. Bases 343 to 1071 code for a protein of 242 amino acids. The transcript has a single exon.